CCGCCGCCGCAGCCAUCCGCUUCUUCUCUUCGGUUCAGCUCUCGAGAUAAAGAUGUUAUAGGCAUUUCUGCAGUUUCCAGGAUGAAGGUAAUAGCUGCCUACCUGCUUGCUGUUCUGGGUGGAAACACUUCCCCGACUGCUGAUGAUGUUAAGAGCAUUCUGGAAUCAGUUGGUGCUGAAGCUGAUGAAGAAAAACUAGAGUUCCUGCUCACAGAACUCAAAGACAAGGACAUAACAGAAGUGAUUGCAGCUGGAAGGGAAAGGUUAUCCUCUGUGCCUUCAGGUGGUGGUGCAAUUGACAUGGGAGCUCCAGCAGCUGUAGCUGGCGGUGGCGCAGCACCUGCUGAAGAGGCAAAGAAGGAAGAAAAGGUUGAAGAGAAGGAAGAGUCUGAUGAAGAUAUGGGUUUCAGCUUGUUCGAUUAAAACACCACUGCCAGUUUACAGUUUCUCUCGCGAAUGGUCUCACAAUAUUCGCUGGUUUCCACAAAAUAAGAUUGUCAAUAGCUACUACGUACUUAUGCUAUUCUGCAUGUGAUGUACGAGUGUGCAUCUUCAAGAAUCUUUAAGUUGAAUGGUCCCAUAAUAAUAUUGAUAACAAUGUAAAUUGUAUGUCCUGUACGUACUUUGGUAUCGCGACAUCUCAGUGUGCAUCUUCAAGGAUCAUAAGUUGAAUGUUAUCAUUAAGGUCAGUUUGGUUCA
Molecule: messenger RNA, 699 nt
Organism: Zea mays
Lineage: Eukaryota; Viridiplantae; Streptophyta; Magnoliopsida; Poales; Poaceae
Product: acidic ribosomal protein P2b (rpp2b)
Exons: 4
Coding region: 82-423 (113 amino acids)
Biological process (GO): cytoplasmic translational elongation
Cellular component (GO): ribosome; cytosolic large ribosomal subunit
Molecular function (GO): structural constituent of ribosome
Source: RefSeq, marked validated